Danaus chrysippus (African queen) is the source of this 822-nucleotide messenger RNA. The record is from the annotation of a GenBank genome assembly. NCBI's taxonomy places the organism in Eukaryota, Metazoa, Arthropoda, Insecta, Lepidoptera, Nymphalidae.
CUGAAACACCGGCUCCGGCUACGCCUGCGAAGAAAACCGAAAGCGUCAGCGGCCGCCGCCGCCGCUGCGGCCGGCUCGAAGAAACCUAAGGCUAAACCUACUCAUCCCAAGACAGCUGAAAUGGUAAACAACGCCAUCAAAGAGUUGAAGGAGCGCAGCGGUUCAUCGUUACAGGCUAUCAAGAAAUACAUCGCCGCUCAAUAUAAGGUCGAUACGGAGAAAUUGGCACCGUUCAUAAGAAAAUAUCUCAAGAGCGCCGUCGAGUCCGGUGCCCUGAUACAGACCAAGGGGAAGGGUGCUUCCGGUUCAUUCAAAUUGGAAUCUAAAUCAUCAGCAGCCAAGAAACCGUCGUCGGGUGGUGGUGGUGGUGGUGGUGGUGGUAAGGCAAGUGGUGGUUCCGCCGGAACCGGUAGGGCUGCAGCUUCGUCGGCAUCCGUUAAAUCUAAGAAAGCCGCCGCAACGGCAUCGGCGGUGGCAGCGAAGGGAGGUAAGAAAGGCGGUUCCGUAGCUUCGUCGGCUGCAUCUUCGCCGUCCAAAGCUAAAGCAUCGGCGGCAGCGGCCAGGGAUAAGAAAGCGGCCGCAGCCGCAGCAGCAGCUGCCAAAAAGAAGCCGGCCGCCGCUAAGAAAGGUUCCGCAGCCGCGAACGCCUCUGCCGCAUCCUCCGCGACAGCUUCUAAGGCGAAAGGUGCAGCAUCCAAGGCCAAGAAGAGCGCCAAACCUCCCACUAAGAAACCUAAAGCCCCGAAACCGAAGAAAGCAUCCGCCGGUACCCCGAAAUCGAAACCCGCAGCUAAGAAAGCAGCAGCAGCAGCGAAAAAGUAA